This is a messenger RNA of Pipra filicauda (Wire-tailed manakin), 6521 nucleotides long. It is a transcript of the gene MMRN2, whose product is annotated as multimerin 2. Gene Ontology annotation, biological process: negative regulation of cell migration involved in sprouting angiogenesis; negative regulation of vascular endothelial growth factor receptor signaling pathway. Gene Ontology annotation, molecular function: protein binding. The coding region runs from base 272 to 3322 and encodes 1016 amino acids. Lineage: Eukaryota; Metazoa; Chordata; Aves; Passeriformes; Pipridae. The record is from RefSeq and is a predicted model, not a curated record. The transcript has 7 exons.
UAUUCCUACCACCUUUUUUUCCCCCCUGUCAGAGACGCCUGAGCCCCACACAGGAACCAGGCUGACAUUGUUCGAUAGCCACGGACGUUUCCACAGCAGCUGGGAGGGUCGAAAGCUCUUUCCGCUCUUUGUUACAAAAUUUUUUUUUUUUUCCUUCCUUCUUCCAACUUUCCAGUUAAAGAAAAUCGCUGGGGCAUUUCUGAAUCAAUUCGGGCCGAGCUUCAGAGGAAAGAACAAGAGACAGGUGUAACUGGGUGGGAAAAACCCCAGGAUGCUGGUGAAGCUUUUGCUGCUCUGUAAUACAAUAGGAUUGGCAAAGCUGGUGGAGCACUCAGACCAUCGUGGACAUCAUGAUGGUUCGGUGCACAGCUCAGAGCCACGAGUUUAUGAGACCUCUGCAUACCCCCAGAGGACUCCUCUGUCACACCAAGAAGGUUACUGGGAGGCAGAAGGGCUCAGGGAGGAUACUCAAGAUUACCCUUCAAGUGUGAUUUCCUCACACCAGGAAGAGAGAGGGGAUUUUGAAGCUGCGAGCCCACAGUCCCGAAAUGGGAACUGGUGUUCCUUCACGCAGUCCCGGCUGGUGACAUACAUAGAAGCCUGCAUGAAGGAGAAGUACAUUGUCAACUCCCAACAGCCCUGUCCAAAUGGAACCCCUGACUGCCAGAAGAUCAUGUACAGGACAGCUCUGAAGCCAGUCUACCAAGUGAAACAGAAGGUUUUGAAGUCUUUGCAGUGGAAAUGCUGCCCUGGAUUUAUUGGCAAGGACUGUGAACAGCGUGAUCCUAAUUUUAUUCCGGUGCCAGGAACUGAAAUUGGAGGAGGAGAAGAAGAGUUCUCAAACCACAUGUCAACAUCAGUGGAUUCCAGAGAAAUGUUCGAAGUCAUUCAAAAUCAUGAGGCUUUACUGGAUGAUCUUCAAAGUGAUAUUCAUCAAGCAGUCAGCAACUUAGGUGACUUACAGAGGCUAUUUGAGAACAACGGUACGAGCAUGGUGUUAGAAGUGAACCAGAGCAAUUCAGAUCCUCAGGAAAGGCUUCUGCAGCAAGUUUUGUUUCCCCACGUGGAGAAUUUUCUAAGGAAACAUUUUAACCCGAUGUGGGCAAGCUUCAACAGGAGCUUACAGAACCUCUCCAACAUAGUAAGAAACCUGUCCCAUGAUGUGGAAGCCAACAAGAGAAGCAUAGAAAGAUUCCGAGAGAGCUCUGUGCCCAAGAAGGAAUUCCAGGAGCUGGGAACUAAAUUUGAAUCAAAAGUCCAAGAAAACAUAGUGAGAGCUGAUCAGGUGAAAAGAGAUAUAGAGAACCAACUGCACAUGCAACAGGCCAACAUUCACUACAAUCUCAGCAUGAUCAAGGCAGAUACUGACACAAAGCUCAAGAAGUUUCAUAAGAUACAGCAGUCCCAUUUCUUAGCUUUGAACAACAGCAUAGCAAAGGUGAAACAAGACCAAAACAACCUUGAAAAUAAACUGGAGACUUUGGAAAGAAAUUUAACAGAACUCUCUUUGCAUCAUGGUCCCAAAGAUGAAAACAGCCAGACAACCAUCAGACAAAUAAAUGACAUUCUGGCAGGGCAUGCAAAGCAGCUUAAAGAACUUUACAUGGAGUCAGAUGUGGCCUUUCAGAAUAUUGCAAUUUUAGAGAGGUGGUUUAAGGAGUUAAAAAAAAAUAUCUCGAAGUAUAGGCCAGAAGAUCUUACAAUAACUUUAACUGAGAAAUCAGUUAUUAUGGAAGAAAACAAUGCAGCAAUGGAAAGGCAAAUAUCAGAGUUCAACUACACUCUGUCAAACCUUCAGGAAAACUAUUCAGAUCUGUUGAGGUACAUGGAGGAAUGUAAUUGCCAGAGAAUAUCUUCUGACACUGAUGUACUCGAGGAAGAUUCAAAGAAUAUCACUUAUUCCCUUGAAGACACGCAAUCAAAUUUAAAGGAUAUGAAGCACUUAGAGUCAGUUCUCAGAGAUCUCUUGAGGAAUGAAAUUGAAGAGCUCUCCUCAGCUAUCCCAUCUAUCCAUCUGUCUCUUAGUCUCCGUCAAGAAGAGAACAGACAGCUCCAGUCACAAGUCACAGCUUUGUCAGAAGACAUAGGCUCGAUGAAGAAGAAAGAUGAAGAAAUUCAUAGACACAUCAAGUAUCUCAACAGUUCUUUUGGCUCUCUUUUGGAAGAUGCCAUGCGGCAUGAAGUAGCACUGGAGGCUUUACUGAAAGAAGAAUUUGUAGAUGUCUUGUUUGAAGACGAUUUUAGCAUCCUAAUACCGUCAGUAUUUGAGCUGCAAGAAUCUCUCAGACAUAUCUCAGAUAAACUCCAGGAACAAAACGUGACUUUAGAGUCUCUUACAAGGAGAUCUCAUCUCUCAGAGAGAGGUCAACAGAAUAAUCCUGAUGCUCGUACACCUCCCAACCACCCCAGAGAAGAAACACAAACGCCCUCUACUCUAGACGAAGUCAGCAGCCAAGGCAGCAUCAGAGAGCACAUGGAACCCAACUACGAGGCUGCCAAAGACGACUCCUUGGACAGCUCGGCUUAUAACGAUAUCAUGACUCUGAAGAAUGAUAUCAAACACCUGAGCCUGGCAAUCAAGAGUCGUGAAUCCAGAAGUGACGCGAAUCUCUGCUGCAAUCACACGAUAGCAAAUGUAAUCGAGCCCCUCAACAGUUCUGUGGGGAUUCUCUCCGCAGAUUUAGCAACCAUCAAGCGGCAUCUGGACGAACAUCUGCUGAUUUUUAAAAAGCUAUUUGGAAGUAAUGAAGAAUUAGUUGCCUCAAAGAUAAGUCUGGAUGUUACAAAGAUUCAGUCAAUGCUGAACAGAAAAGAGGGAAGGCAACAGAAAGGUCAAGACAAGCAAAGAGACAAGAAAAGGCCUGAGAAGCACAGAGAAAAUAUGCAAGCGAUAAGUGGAAGAAAUACAGUGCACACAGAACUUUUGGAAAAAGACUCCUUGGUGGCAUUCCACGUGGGAUUCUCAGAAGGAAAGGAUAAAGAAAAACCUGUGAGGUUUAAUGAAACAUACUUUAAUUAUGGGAACAGCUAUUUCCCUGAGCAUGGCCACUUUAAAGCACCACAUAAAGGCAUCUACCUGUUUGUCAUCUCUGUGGAGUUUAGUUCAGGACCAGCACUGGGACAACUCUCCUUUAGCCGUGGGUACAAAAGAACUCUCUCAAGUAGUCAGAGGAAAACACCAAAUGGAAACACCGUGACUACUUUUGCUAUGGCAGAAAUGGAGAAGGGGGAGACAGUGAGCUUUGAAUUGCUGCAGGGCUCUGUAGUGAAGAGAAGUCCACCUGGGACAACUAUGGGUGGAUUCCUAAUAUCUAAAACUUGAAUAGUGACAUUUAUGUUUUACUGAUCUCUUUCCAUAGAUGCAAUGGAUCCACUCACUAUUGCUUCAUCUGUGAUGUAUUCAAUCCUACUGCAUGUGUUUAAACAUAGCACUACCCUAGGUUUGUCUUCAUGCUUCUUUUCUGGAAGUGUUUGGCUUUUGAUUAGUUGCUUAUGAGCAGCAAUGGGAUUUUCUUUCAAGUGAAAAGCUAAUGGUUUGGACUCCAAAUGUAUCAGCACACACAUUCCCAAACCCUUCCACUGCGAGAAUUGCACCUAAAUGUUUUGUGGGACUUUCUUCCCUUAUAAUGCAUGUAAUUUCUCCUUUCCCUUGGCAAAUACCCCCACCACUGGCAAGGAAGACAUUUUUAGAGAGGACUGCAUAUAGCAACUCUGGUACUAUGUGAAUGGUACCUCAAAACCCAGAAGCCAGGGCAAUUUUACCUUUUAGUUCUCUAUGGACCACAGGCAGUCACAGACUAUCUUGGAAACUUCUGCAACUCACUCCAGUGUUUAAGUCUGUGCACAACAGGAACACCAGUAGAGAUCUGUCAAAUCCAGUAAGAUUCACUCUCUGCUAAUAUUUGCAAGCAAGAAUAUUCUAAAUGGCCCAAUCUUUGUUUCUGGGCCUGUGUUGUAUUUCAACUACACUGCAAACAUUUAACAGUAAUAUAACAUUAAGAUGAAUUACAUCUUAAUAAUUUUAAAAUAUUGGUGAAAACGCAGUUUAUUUCUAAAGAUAAUCCUGAAGACAAUCAUGAAUUCAGCCCAGAGUCCUGCAUUGAGUAAGUAUUUUUAAACCAAACAAGCAAGCAAACAAAACCAACAACAAAAAGGCAAGGUGAUUGGUCUGCUCUCAUUGUUGAAUAUACAUUUAUAAUAAGAGUAAACCAAGGAGUAGAAUUUUUGAACCUUGGGAUUUUUUUUUUAAUUUCCAAAAAUCUCAAAAUGACCAUGUCUGGUCAUGUCCUAAGCUUUUCUUCUGACAAAUAAAGCAUCCCAAAGAUCUUCAUUGUAAAGAAGUUCAAGUAUUGUAGUAUUUUUCUUUGUUUACCCUAACACCUUACAAAGCAAUAUUAAAGCAAUUAAAUUUGCCAAAUCGAAAUGCACUUUGAAAUUGCAAGUAUUUUUGAGGAAGAGGUAAUUUGUGCCCUUUUAAGGUAGCAUUUUCUAACAGAAAUCUAUCCUGCUGUUAAGGGCUUUUCUCCCCACCUACUUGUAUUCAAACCAACGCUAAACUACAAAAUUUUUAAAAAACCCAACCCAUUGGUACCAACACAUGUUGCACUUUGGGCAACAGUUUGACAAGCAGACAACACAUAUCUUCUGAAAUAAAACUACAAAACAGUUUCAGUUGGUGAGAAGAUUGCUACUCUCCAUCCUGAAAAAUCCAACAGAGCAAACAAUGAAAAAUUCUCCCCCAUCUCCUCCUGGCCAAUGCUGAUUUCCACAUGAGAUUAACAGGCCAAGUGUCCCAGUUUAUCUGGCACAGAGCCACAUUUCACACUGCUCUGCAGCAGGCAGCACACACUGCCUGCAAGCUCAGGGUCAUCUUCUGUCCCACAGAUUGUUCAGGUAUCUGAGGGAAGGAAGAGAAGAAAAAAACGUAAACAGUGAAAUGUCAGAACUGAAGGGCAGCAUCAAACUGUAAGACUGGGUUCUUUCAGUACAAAGCUACUAUACUGGGGUGACCCAGAUGUUUUUUUUACCAGUGCUCCUCCAAUUACAGACGGUUCCACAGUUAAAUACAGAUGAGGGAUAUGCAGAUAUUUAAAAACACUGCUUGUUUUUAAAGCUUUGGCAGAAAGCUUCAACUGGAAUGAAACCCAUACCAUAGCUACUUGGAAAAGGACAUGGCAGGUAGUAGACAGGACUUGUAAAGGUUUGGUGUCCUUGUACCUUACCAGAGUUUACUUUUGUUUAAGAAUACACAAGGUGAGUUCAGAGAUCACUGACCUCAGAGUGAAAAAAAUGUUAAUAUAAAGAUGUUUUCAUAUUUGUAUUCUUCAAAUAUGUGCUUAAGUUAGUCACUUGCAUAUACAAAGAAGACACACUUGACUGGAAGACUCAUUUUCAGACUCUUAAGUGAAAAAUUAAUGAAAGUUAAAACACUACUGGUUGCAUAAGCCAGGAAGACUGACUUCCUUGUCAAGCAACAAGAUCAUUAAGCUACUGAGCUGUGGUUGUGUUUUUUUUUGAAGUAAUACACCAGAUUUUUCAUAAACUUCCACCUAAACCACUUCUUGCAUUUUUGGGGGGGUGGUGGUUUGGUUUUUUUCCCGUAAGAUUAACACAGCCACAUCACCAUGACCUGCAGUUCUAGGCAACGGACUAGAGGAAUCAAUUUAAUGAAGAUAAUUUAAAACAUAGCUAUUGGUUGGCUCAGUGGAUUAACAGGGCAAUUUCCAAACACAAAAAACAACCUGAAGCUGACCAUAGGCAUUAGAAAAAGAGUUGCCUGUAAAAGCAGACAAGUUGCUUAAGUUUCUCUCGGAGGAGAGCAACCAGACUAACAUGCCUGAUGGCCACAUGUGUGCUCACUCCAAAAUACAGAUACAUGUACUGUCAAUCUGAGCCUCAUAGUUAAAAAUAAAAGCUUCCAACUGCUUUUAGUACUUCCUAGAAAUCUGCCAGAAAACAUUGCCAAUACUUCAAGUUCCUGAAUUUCCAGAUCAAACCACUAAGCUUUGUAAUAAGCUAGAAAGUUGUGCAUCUUAAUGCCUUCAUGGAAUUAUUUUGUUACUGAAACUUCUGCUGCUUUAUGAAUGUCAGUAUCUUAUAGUACUUCACAUUUUAAAGUCUCCUCAUGUUUUUUUCUUUUCCAUUACUAAGAUGACCCCCUUACUUUACUCAAAAUCCAACUACUGAUUGUAUCGUAUAGAAACAAUUUUACUUUCUAUAGAUCCAUCAGCGCCUGAAUUCUACAGUCAGAUUCAUGUGAACUCUUUCAGACACGCACAUCAAGCCAGUCUCUGAAGACCAUGGAGGUCACCCCUCAUGAACCAGCCUCAGGACGUGGUCAGCCCACAGUAGUGGUCCUCUCACAGCUCAGAUUCACAGCUGAUGUGAACUUAAUGCAUUGACACCACUGAGAAAGACCAAAGUGGUGUUUCGGGAAAAGCUGAAGAUAAAGCUGCAGAAGGGAUUAAGGAAAUCAAUGGAAUUAUAUCUGAUCCUAUAUUAAAUUAGUGAUACUUCUCCAA